AGAGAGCGAGAGACAGUGAUGUCAUGCUACGUGACAUAUGUGAUUUUCACGCCAUUUCCGCUGCGUACCUCACGUGACCUGUCACGUGAUUUUCUGGAUCCCUCCGGGGCACAAGGAUCUUCGGGAACCUUCUGGAACCUUCCCGCGCAUAUCUCACGUGACCUAUCACGUGACUUUCUGGACCCCUCCGGAGCACAAGCAUUGGGAAUAUCUUCGAUUGGCAAUAGAGUAGUUUGGCAAUAGUUUACCUGUACUUCACAUGACUCACGUGACCUAAAAUCAAUGAUCUGAUUGGCCGAAACCCUGUGGAAAAUCAUAUAAAAGGCCAUGCAGAGGUCAAGGCAAUCACUCGCCAGCACGAGACCUUUUGUUGAGAAAAUGUCUCGAAUGCUUUCCACUCGCCGCUGCCGCAAGCCGAGGAAUUCCCCUGGAGUCCGUGCCUUGUUUUUCGACGAGGAGACAGUGGACGAUCCCCAACCGUCCACUUCCAGAGGAUAUCCUCGCUUGCGGAAUGCCACAGACCCGCUCCUCUAUCUGUACUCAUCCGCCAACGAAGUCGAUGAUGAGGGCUCAGAUGAGGACUACACACCUCCUCUGAAAUUCUCAAGGACAAGUAAUCUCUCUGAAGUUGAAAUCUCCGGCCAGUUCAACGGUGACGACUCGGAUUGGGAGGAAUCCGAGUCCGACUCCGGAGAAUCUGCCGUGGAGGACAACUCGGAUGGAGAUUACGACUAUGUCCCGCUGGUGGAUACCUCCAUGGACUCGGACGAGCCCCUCGCGGAAUACGGCAGGCGAAAGUGGGAGCGCAACGCUCCCGGAACCCCUUCUUUUGCUUGUGCAAAGGAGGAGAACUUCGUCAGGCAUCACUGCUUCGAGGGGACACCGGGUGUGCACGCACACCUUGACGAAUCGUCCUACCCGAUGGAGAUAUUCAGCAGCUUCUUCCCAGAGGAGUUGUUUCAAACAAUUGUGGAGGAGACGAAUCAGUAAGCAACCUACAUGUUUUUUUGUGCUCUGC
This is a messenger RNA of Penaeus chinensis, 1018 nucleotides long. RefSeq lists its product as uncharacterized. Bases 328 to 990 code for a protein of 220 amino acids. The record is from RefSeq and is a predicted model, not a curated record. NCBI's taxonomy places the organism in Eukaryota, Metazoa, Arthropoda, Malacostraca, Decapoda, Penaeidae. The transcript is spliced from 2 exons.